AUGAGCUUGACAGCUGUUAGCGACACCUCUGGGGUGAACCCCUUUGACGAACAGUCCCGUCGGCAGUGGAUAAAGGCGCAUCUCCUUCGACAAGGAAUGUAUCACGAAGACUCUCUCGACACAAGAUAUCGAUCGUCCGUGGAUGGCAUCGCCAAGAAGCUGCAUACUCUGGAGUUAGACCAAGUGGGCGAGGUCUACUUCGAAUUUUUAUGUGAUGAGGCCGUUUGGAUGAAGACCUAUCACCAUAGAAGCAAGUUCGGCUUAGCCCCCAAGUGGCCCUUCAAGGAGAAGCCUGGUCGCCACGACCUGAGUCUGGGCCCCUCCGUCCACUAUCGACAGUGGCGCCUUAACAAUGGGUUGCCUGUUCCCAGUGAGACGGUCGCUGAGGCUGAGGCUCGGGGAAGGAGGACCGGGGUUGCCCACGAGAAGUAUGAGGCACAGAUGCGCAGGAUUGAGACUGCGGCCUUGAGUGCGACAGACGAGGCGCAGGAACUGAGUCCUGUCAUCCUCUUGGACGAGCCGCUGGUCCUCGUACCCAGCUUCAGAGCCACCACAGUGAUGCCAUGGAUGAAGCCUUUCCCUUCCAUGGAUGCCCGGAAAGCAAUUUGGGAGGAUGUCGGCGAUGGAAGGCUCACUGGAGCUGUGCCCGGUCCUGUCGAGGUCGCACUUCCACCAUGGCUUGACUUCAAUCGUCUUGUCUUGGGUAAGGACCGGGCCAUCCACAAUAAGAUCGAGCGACUCGUCAGCCCCAUACUUACCGUCACAUGGCGAAUUGUGUUUGGUAAGCCGGUUUCCUUAAUCGUCGGCGUUGACCCAAAGUUCGACAACUUCAGCGCGUCACCCUCCGUGCGGCUAGAGGUGCGAAGACUCUGGCAAUAUGUCUGUCACUGGGUACUGUUUGCCACCAAGGGUCACAGCACGACACUGUCCGACCAUAUCGCGCUUCUGCUUGCAAAGGAAAAGCUUGGACUUCCGAUGGGAAUGGAGGACUUGGAAGGGCUGGCAACCGCUCAUUUUGAGGCCGUCAACAACCUCGCAGAUAGCGAGCGUAAUGCCCGGGUCCAGCACGAGGCUGAGGAGCAGCUGAUUCCCGAGCUUCAUGCAAUUUUGCAGCAACCACCGCCGGUUGCUCGAGAGUACUUGGGGAUAUGGAUUCGACAAGACAUGCUCCGCGCGGACAUGCGACUCAAUCUUGCAUUCAAGUACUGGGUUCGGGCCGCUAUUCGGAGCGGUAAGGGGGUGGAAGAUGUGUUUGCUUGGCAUGGCGCUUUCUCAAGGGAUCUGGAGGGAGAGAAGACACAACAAGGUUCAGACUAG
Fusarium proliferatum ET1 is the source of this 1317-nucleotide messenger RNA. RefSeq lists its product as uncharacterized. NCBI's taxonomy places the organism in Eukaryota, Fungi, Ascomycota, Sordariomycetes, Hypocreales, Nectriaceae. The record is from RefSeq and is a predicted model, not a curated record. The coding region runs from base 1 to 1317 and encodes 438 amino acids. The transcript is spliced from 2 exons.